UGCAGGAUGGAAAAGCCGAUGAUGCUGCUGUCGCUGGACGCACAGGGCAGGGCGAGGCAAGUGUGUCGCCCCCGCUUCCCGCUGUCCGGGGACGGAGCGCCGGCCGGGAGCGCCGGCAGGGCAGGGGCUGCCCCCCCGCCGCUCUCCUCCGUCUACAUGUGGGGCAGCGGGACGCUGGCGCCCGUCAAGCUGGCCAUGCCCAACACGGAGGUGCUGCAGGUGGCGGUGGGGCGCACGCAGAGGGCCGGCGUCAUGCGCAGCGGCAGGCUCAUCGUCUGGGAGGCCUCUCCGGGCACGGUGGGCGACGCUGCCCUCCCCGGCUCGGUUGGCAGCGUCCAGCCCCAGCUCGUGUCGCGCUUCCUGGAGGGCCAGUCCGGGGUCACCAUUCAGCACGUCUCCUGCGGCGACCUCUUCACCGCAUGCCUCACCGACAGGGGGAUCCUCAUGACCUACGGCAGCGGCAGCAGCGGCUGCCUUGGCCACGGCAGCUACAGCGACGUCGCACAGCCCAAGAUUGUGGAAGCGCUGCUGGGCUACGAGAUUACCCAGAUGUCCUGCGGGAUGUCGCACGUCCUGGCGGUGAGCAAUGAGCAAGAGGUGUUUGCCUGGGGCAGAGGAGACAACGGGCGCCUCGGGUUGGGCAAUCAGGAGCUCCACCUGUGCCCGCAGCCGGUGGCCGUCCCUCCGCCCUACGAGCCGUGCACCGCGCACUGCGGCAUCGACUGCUCCAACGUCACCUCCAGCGGCAGGCUCCUGGCCUGCGGCAGCAACCGGUACAACAAACUGGGCCUGGAUAAGAUCUCGCACGACGGCGACGACGCCGCGUGCCCCGCGGAGCAGACGGAGGAGUCGCUGGUGCUCUCGCCGGUGCAGUCCAGCCCGCUGGAUGGUGCCCGGGUGGUCCACGUGGCGCUGGGCACCGCUCACUCCGUCGCCGUCACAGACACGGGCACGUGCUACACGUUUGGAAGCAACCAGCACGGGCAGCUUGGCGGGGGAGCUCGCACGAGCAGCCGGGCGCCGCAGCCGGUGGACGGGCUCGGCGGGGUGAAGGUGGUGCAGGUCACGUGCGGCGACGCCUUCACCGUGGCCGUCGCCGAAGACUGGGCCCACCGCUGUAGGAAUGGGGAAUUUCCACCACCGGCAAUGGAGAUGAGCACUCAAGCAAUGCUCCCUUGUCUCGCUGAAACAUCCCCCGCUCGAGGGCAAGUGUUCACGUGGGGGAAGGCCGCGCGGGGGAGGCUGGGCCGGACCGACGGCGAGGCCUGCGUCCCUGGGCCCGUGCAGCUCCAAGAGACGUUCCCCUACGCGGUCACCUCCGUGUCCAGCCGGCACGGUAUAAGGACCGGUCGCUGUGUUCCUUACAGCCCGGGCAUACGCACCUGUGAGAUCUCAGCCUGGUGCCCUGUGGAGAAGGCCACGGCCCCACGGAGGCCGGUGCUCGCCGGGGCUGAGAAUUUCACAGUCUUCAUCAAGAACACAAUCAGGUUCCCCAAGUUUGACUUCAGCAAGCGUAACGUGCUGGAGCGCGCCGAGGCGGACUACCUGAAGCGCUGCCGCUACAGCGCCACGGCCGCCCCCUACUGCCCGAUCUUCCGCCUGGGCCAGCUGGUGCGCGCAGCCGGGGAGGACUUCCACAGCCUCGCCGUGGAGGGUGGCGUUAUUGGGGUUCAGAUCGAGUGGAGCUGUAACCUGGACCGCCCAGCGAGUGAGUGCCACCCCGUCUACUCCUUCAACCGCCUCGACGCAGCGCGACCCCACCUCAAUGCCUCCUCUUCCUCCUCGGGGUACAACUUCAGAUUCGCCAAAUACUACCGGCAGGCGGACGGCGGUGAGCAGCGGAAGCUCUUCAAGGUCUACGGCAUCCGCUUUGACGUCCUGGUGUUCGGCAAGGCGGGCAGGUUCAGCAUCGUUCCCACGGCCGUGAACGUGGGAUCAGGCCUGGCCCUGCUCGGAGCGGGGGCGUUUUUCUGUGACCUGGUGCUGCUGUACCUGAGCAAGCGGAGCCCCUUCUAUCGGGAAAAGAAAUACGAGGAAGCCAGGUUUCAGAGAGGAGAGAGCGUGCAGAUGGGGAUGAAGCGAGACUCUGUCACCAUCGCUACCAUCAUCUGAUGGCGGGAGCGCGCGCUCACACACACACGGCUGCCGUUCGCCGCCGAGUGACGGUGCCAUCAUCCGCGCCACGUGGGCCAGGCUAGGUGCACUUUGAGGCCGUCACGUGAAUGCAAAAGUGUGGAAGGCUAGCUGCAGGCAAGAAGGUCGUGGGACAGACCCAGGUGUUGUUGUGAGUUAACCAACAUAAACGUCUGGCAGGUGCACCACCCGUGCUCCCCACUGCGCCAACUUGCUGCGAUUUAGGCGCCCGGCAUUCCACUCGUUAUUGUGAGGGUCGCUGCUCUGCCCUCUGUUGUGGGUGGAGGGCAAUUGCGUUGCAGCUGCCCAGUAGUGUCCUUCAUGAGCCUCCUCCACAGAGGCCGAUCUUGACAACGCUGGUACCAGUUAUCUACAAAUCGAAUCAGCUCCACAUCCUCCUGUACCGCAUCAAUCCAUCUCUUCUCCAGCUCAUGCCACCGCGGUUAUUUUGCCCCCUCCAUCUGGCCAAACAGCUGCUGCUUGGCCAUGUGGUGGCUGGGCAUGCGGGCUACAUGACCGCGCAAACGCAGCCUCGCCUCUCAGAGGAGCUCACUGAUGAUGGGGACUGUGACCGGAUCUUUCAAAGAUCUGAGUUCCUCACACAAUUCAGUCUGGUUAAUCUAGGAUGGAUCGUAGGCAGGCCAGCCUAAUUGUUUAAAACCAGCGCAAAUGCUCCUCUAAAGGGCUCCACGUUUCGCAAGCAUAGCGAAGGGAGGGCAUAACGCUCAUACACACACGCACACAUGCAUUUAUAAAGAUACACAAAAUAUCAUACAGAAACAAAGCAUUGUACAUGUACACACAAAUGAUUGCCUGUGUAGCCUUAUAGACUGUGCAGACAAGUGUUAGUGAGGACCUAUUAAGACCAGCGUGACAUGCAAGGAGGGUGGUGAGGCCAGCACCAUGCUUGGCCGCCUUUGUCUCUCCAGUGUUGUUGUUUACACACCUCACCAGUUAAUCACUCGAGGCCAAGCCAAUCUAGGAGACCCAGGACCGGUUCAGAUAAUUGUCAUCAUUAUUGAUCAUGAGCGGGACUCGAACUCGGGUCGCCGGGUUCGUAGCGCA
This is a messenger RNA of Petromyzon marinus (sea lamprey), 3198 nucleotides long. The record is from RefSeq and is a predicted model, not a curated record. NCBI's taxonomy places the organism in Eukaryota, Metazoa, Chordata, Hyperoartia, Petromyzontiformes, Petromyzontidae.